AAGAGAAGUUCUAUUGUUGUCAGAAGAUUCAACCGUCAUAGGAAUUCAUUGUUCAAAAUUCAGAAUUUUUUCAAAUAAUUUGUAUACUUUUGUUUGUGGUCAAGUCACUAAUGGUGUUGUAUAUGAACUUGAAAAGUUUCGUAGCUCAAAUAAUUACACUUUCGCAGAAUUAACAAAGUGGGUUCAUAAUAUAAUGGGGCUUAAAAGCGAAACUUUUUCAGAACAUGCAAUGCGUUACUCUGUUAAAUGUUUAUUAAAAAAUCGUUUAGAUAUGAGUAGAAAAGGCUAUAGCUUUUCAGAACAUUUUUUAAAUGAAACGUAUACGUACCCAAAAAUGGGUACUAAUAAAGCAAGCUCAACAGACAUAUUGGCAGAGGGUUGUGAAAAUCCUAAGUGUUCAAAACAGAAAAUAAAAACAUUAAAGUGCUGUCAACAAAUUCAAAAUUUAAAUUACCAACUUCAACAUGAAAAAGAAGAAGUUGAAGAAGAACUUACACAAGAAUAUAAGGAAAAUCAGCAAUUAUCUGAUCAACUAAAUAAAAUCAUAAAAGAUAAAACAAUAUCAGACAAAGAACUUUCAGACUUGAAACAAAAAUAUGAAACUGUUAUAAACAAACUUCAAAAGUAUAAUACUAGGAACAUUAACAAAAAAAUUCAGAGAAGAGACUCUAAAUUAGAAACAAUAAACAAAACUUUAACAAAUGAAAAAGAAAAAUCUUCCUUUAUGGAAGAAAGCGUUAUGCAAAGAGAAAAAGAAAUCUUAGUUUUGAAAGAGGAUAAAAGAAAUCUACAAAAAAAAAUAUCAUAUCUUAAGUCCAAACCAGAACUUUUUGAAAAUAAACAGAAUGAAAAUAUUUCUAAAUUGCGCGACGAAAACAAGGAACUUCAAGAAUCGAAUGCCAUCCUACAGGAAAUAAUUGAAGAAUGCACAAAAAUACCUAUUUUUAAGACAAGAAAAGAUGGGUCACGAGAGUUUUGUGAUGAAAUGAAAAAAACAUAUAUGGAAUUAAUAUCAUUAGGUGUUAGCUGUAACAUGUGCAGCAAUGUAAUUAAAUCAGUCAUAAAAAAUAUGACUGGUCAAGAACUGAAUGAUAUGCCAGAAGUUACAUUUGCAAAAAGAAUGGCUCUGCAAGCUAAUUUGAUGGCAAAAUUUCAAUUGGCAGAUACUAUUUUAAGCAAGGACUCUGCAAACACGUUACAGUUUGAUGGCACAAGCAAGUGGGGGGAACAUUUUUUUACUUUUGACAUAACAACUUCAGAAAAAACAUAUUCAGCAAGUUUGAUGGACUUAGCAACAGAAAACAGUGCAACACAAUUAAAUGCAACAAAAGCAUUGUUUAACGAAUUAAGUGAAAUUUAUGUAUCAUUGACUAAUGAAAAAAAUCCUGAAAUACUAACAAAAGUCAUUAGCAAAAUGGUAAAAACCAUUCAUAAUACUAUGAGCGAUAGAGGUCCAACAAAUAAACCUUACGUUAAGCUGUUUGAAGAAUGGCGAAAAACAUUAUUACCCAAAGCUUUAGAAAACUGGGAAACUUUAAAUGAACAAUGUCAGCAAUCAGUUAUAGAAAUUCAUGAUUUUUAUUGUGGAUUACAUUUACUAACAAAUUUUGCUGAUUAUUCUAACAAAUCGUUGAAAAAAUUUGAAGAAAUUUGUACAGCAGAAAAAAUUGGAAUGAAAACUUUAUCCCAAUUUAGUAACUGGGGUACAAGGAGUGAGUCUGCUGCUCAAAGAUUAAUACGCUCGUGUUGUAACUUAUUGCAAAUACAUGGUUGUGAAACUGCUGGUAGGCCACAGCAAUUUAAUGCCUAUUUAUUUGAAAAUGGUUUAAAAAAUUAUCUUGUACCUUUCCGUGGGAAUAGGUUUAACAUUUUAUUUCAAAAUGCAAGAGCAGUAUAUGGUCAUUUGACACAUAUACAAGAUUUUAUUGAAAUGUAUGGGACAGGUAAUAAUCUGUUACUAUCUGUAAAUGCUGACAUUGAAUCCAAAAUUGCCCUUGCUGGUGUUAGAGCUCUUGGUUUAACGGAUGUCCAUAUCAAUCGUCCACUUUGGAAACUUCUUGAUUGUAAUGAUGUGUCUAUAAGUGAAAUGUCACAGUAUUACCAAAAGUUACAUGAUAGUAUUUCAAAUUUAGUACAAGAUUCUUCUCCAAUGUUUGAUGAAAAUUAUCAAAUGUUUGAAAAUUACCCCCCCGAAAAAGAUUUGUUUGGUUUCUUUGCUUUACAUGCUGUGGACGAAGACAGCGAAGAAUUGGAUGUUUUAACAACACAGGCUUUAGAACUUGUAUUGGCCAGUAUUUUAAGCGUUAUUAAAAGGCAGUUAGUCGAUCACUUAACUGGAGGGAAGCAUGCUGAUCCCAAUGAGGAUUUGAUGCUGAUUAGUCAAUCUGUUCCUAAAACAAAUCAAUCGAAUGAAUCAAAUUUUGGUCAGUUAGACAGAAUUAAAAGAUUCAAACCUAAUGCAACUACGGCUCACAUUGAAGGAAUGGUUUUAUAUGUUAAUAAUAAAACUUCUGAUUGGCUUGACACUCAAUGUAAUGAGGCUGAUAUUAUGCAAAAAGUAUCUAAAUUGUUGCCAAAAUUUAUAGAAAAGUGGCGACAAAGAUCCAAAGAUAUAAAAAACAAAAGAAUUGAAAUGUUACAAAUAAGAGCCGAUGAAAUCAAAAGAAAAAAAAUGAAAAAAAUUGCAGAGAAACAGAAGAUAAUAGAUAAUAUAUUAAGAUAUGGACAAUGCAAAUCUGAAACUGAUGUUAAAAAACUUCUAUCAAAAUUUAAAACUUCUCACAUGAAAAUUGUUGCUUUAAAAUUUCAGUUAAAGUACUAUAAAUGUGUUUUAAGUUUUGAAGCAAAUAAUGUGUUGUACAGGUUUUCAACUGAAGGAAAGGCAUUAAGUAUAGACAUGUUAAAAAACAAUCUUAUCCAAAUAAUCCAAAAGUAUUCUUGUAACAUACAUGUUGGUGUAGAAAUUGACUUGGAUGUCCCUAGGAAAGAAGAAAAUUUAAGACCAUUAACAGAAAGAAAUCAAUUAUUAAAGUCAGAAAAGGACAAUUUGAAAAAUGUCAGGGUUGUGAAAAAACAAAGCACAGUUUUAAACAUAAAUCGUGAACAUAAUUCCAACAAAACAAAUAAUUCCAACAAAACAAGGAAACGUAAGCUAGAAAAUGAAAAGGAAGUAACUUCAGCUGUUAAAAAACAUAAGAGAAGCCAUGAUGUCAAAAUCAAUGCAAAUAUGACUUUUAUUAGCAAUUACAAAGAUUUCAAAGUAAAUCAGUGGAUUGCUGUCGCAGGUCUUUCAGAUUGGUACAUAGGUCAGGUCGAAGAAAUUUUAUCAAAAGAAACUGCUACUGUAAACUUUAUGGAACGGUCUAGUACAAAUACAUGUACAUUUAAGUGGUGUUCACCACCAGCAGUUGAAACUACUUAUAUUAAAACUGUUAUUCACUUCGAUUUUGAUAAUGAAAUCGGACCAAAUGAUUCUUCUCUUAGAUCAUGGAAGCUGGAAAAAAAAUGUUUACAAACAAUCACUACAAAAUAUAGAAAUUACUGCUCUAGUUCUAACUGAAUGUGAAAGUCUAGUUUUUUUGUUGAUAGUGUUGUGAUGUUCUUCUUACUCACAGGUCUUAUUUAUAGUUAAUUAUUAAUAAAUUUUUGGUAAUUCAAUUUUCUGAUUUUAAUAUGCAUUUUUUUUUGAGGUUUUGCAUUGAAAAAAAUAUUUGAAAAAAGGUGACAA
Molecule: messenger RNA, 3727 nt
Organism: Mytilus californianus (California mussel)
Lineage: Eukaryota; Metazoa; Mollusca; Bivalvia; Mytilida; Mytilidae
Product: repetitive organellar protein-like
Exons: 1
Coding region: 194-3559 (1121 amino acids)
Molecular function (GO): 3'-5'-RNA exonuclease activity
Source: RefSeq, a predicted model, not a curated record